Molecule: messenger RNA, 1397 nt
Organism: Daldinia loculata
Lineage: Eukaryota; Fungi; Ascomycota; Sordariomycetes; Xylariales; Hypoxylaceae
Product: FAD/NAD(P)-binding domain-containing protein
Exons: 6
Coding region: 228-1397 (389 amino acids)
Biological process (GO): secondary metabolite biosynthetic process
Molecular function (GO): FAD binding
Source: RefSeq, a predicted model, not a curated record
UUUGCUUUCAUCUCCAACUGAAUGAUCACCAACCGCUGCACGAUGUUACACAACUUAAAAUACUUCCAACUACUUUCUACUACCAUCAAAAUACUUGUUGGUCAUUCAUAUUUGGUUAAAUAGAGAGUAAGUUAAGGUCGCAGAAUACAUAUCCAAUUCUCUCAAGAGGAAAUCUUAAUUGACCUUUCCAGAUUCAUUUUUAGAAAUUACCUCCUUAGUAAGACACUAUGUCUCAACUCAUUCGAAUUGCUGUAUCAGGGGGCGGGCUUGCAGGUGUAUCCUUAUUGCAAGCUCUCCUUAAAUCCUCGCACUUAGAUAUACACAUUUUUGAGUCGGCCGCAGCAUUCAAAGAAUCAGGCAUGGCGAUUGGAAUAGCUCGCAAUGCUCUUGCCGCCCUCGAACUCAUUGGCCCCUCGGCGACUGAGUGCCUCAAGCGUGCUGGAGCCGUACCUAUGAAAGGGGUCCGCUUCAUGCUAGCUCAGGGCGAAAGUCAAGGCAGCUUGAUUGAUGAAGUAGACGGUGAGCAGCUUCUAGCAGGCGUCCCGGAAGAACGAAUGCAUGCUGCCAAAAAAAAAAAACUUGACGAGACCAAACGGAAUGAUGACGGGUCUCUCAUACUUCAUUUUACAGACGGGACCACCCAUGAAUGCGAUAUUCUCAUCGGUGCGGACGGUAUUCACAGCACUGAUGACCCCGCUGCUUCACCUAGGAACACAGGCACCUGGUUGGUGAUGACUCUUCAACCCUUCUCCAUUGAAGAUGCUCGCGAAUAUUCUUGGAUUAGAGAUGGCUCCUUCAUACUCCAUAAUCUACUAAGCGACGGCCAAUUGGUGCAGUUCGUUAUUGCAUCGUAUGACAAGGAAGCCGAGUCAACCGAUCGUUGGAACCGAUCCGUGAAUGCCGAAGAGAUCAAAAGCCUCUAUAAAGACUGGCCACCGCAUUUAAGCAAGGCCGUCGAUGAGUUAUUAUGUGACCAACCCGAACAUCAAGGGAUGUACUUAUGGGAACACCCACCGGCCCACACUUACGUAUCUGGUCCCAUUUGUGUUAUGGGCGACGCUGCCCAUGCUACCACUCCUUGGCAAGGUUCAGGGGGCGGCAUGUCUAUUGAAGAUAGUCUUGUUCUUUCAACCUUACUCGGGUGCGCUAAAACACCUUCUGAGGCGGUAACUGCUUUAAAAGUGUAUGACCAGGUUCGACGCCCCCGUACACAUCGUAUUGUCGAGUCAAGCCACGGGACUGGCAUGAUUAUGAGAGGCAGAGGUAAGGAUAUAGGACUAGAUUUGGGGAAGCUUCGAGAGAAGUUGCUGCCAAGACGGGACUUCAUCGUCGAUUAUGAUAAUGAGAAACAUUUGAAGAAGGCAGUAGAGAUAAUGAAAGGCGAGUUAAAGGGUUAG